Messenger RNA from Echinococcus granulosus, 3144 nucleotides. RefSeq names its product Guanine nucleotide-binding protein G(s) subunit alpha. NCBI's taxonomy places the organism in Eukaryota, Metazoa, Platyhelminthes, Cestoda, Cyclophyllidea, Taeniidae. The transcript has 12 exons. Gene Ontology annotation, biological process: adenylate cyclase-modulating G protein-coupled receptor signaling pathway. The coding region runs from base 1 to 3144 and encodes 1047 amino acids. Gene Ontology annotation, molecular function: GTPase activity; guanyl nucleotide binding; G-protein beta/gamma-subunit complex binding. Gene Ontology annotation, cellular component: heterotrimeric G-protein complex. The record is from RefSeq and is a predicted model, not a curated record.
AUGGACUGUUUCUCUGGUGAGGAUAAACGCCGCAACGACUACUUCCUCCGUAUUAUGCAACAACAUGGCAUUGAGAACCGCAGUGUACAUCGCAUCCUCCUCAUUGGCACUGGUGAGUCGGGCAAAUCGACCUUCGUGAAGCAGCUUAAGCUGCUCAGUUCUCCCCACGGGACAUUUCCCGAGGCCUAUCGAUCUAAAUUCCUAACCGAGAUUCAGCGGAACAUCAUCCAGGCUCUGGCCAACAUCUGCACGUUUAUGAUCGCGGAGGACAUCCCACUGGAGAAUAGCCACUCCGAAGAGAUGGUAGACCUUCAACGGAAAGUCAUUAAGAUCUAUGAGGAAGUGAGGAUUAAUCCCGAUGCAAUUGCACGGUACACGGUGGACGCUGAUAGUGAGACCCGGGACAAAUUCUUCGGCAUGUGCGCGAGCCUCUGGUCUGAUCGUGCUGUGCGGGCUACUCAGGAACGUGGAAACGAGUUUCAACAAAUCGAUAGUGCAAGUUACUUUCUGGAAAAACUGAAUGUCCUUCGACAACCAGACUACUUGCCUAGUGAUAAGGAUGUGCUCCAAUGUCGAACGCGGACUCUUGGUAUUCACACGGAGUCACUUGUCUACAAUGGCAUCCCUUUUGAGAUGGUGGAUGUCGGUGGGCAACGGGAACAGCGAGCAAAGUGGAUUGAAGCGAUGACAGAUGGAGUGACAGCGGUGAUCUUCCUGACUGACGCCUCGGCAUAUGACACGAUGCUGGAGGAGGAUCACAGUGUGAAUCGUCUACGAGAAUCCUAUCAGCUGCUGGGUCAGGUUUGGACGAAAAGUCUAUUGAGGGAUAAAUCCUUUAUCCUCUUUCUCAACAAGCAGGAUAAGUUGGCCGACAAGGUGAGAUCAGGAAAAAAUCCGAUUCUAAAAUUCUUUCCCGAGUACAAAAAGGGACAGGUGAAGUUUACGAUUACUUUUCUAACUGCCUCUAAUGCCGUGUUAGGGAGGCAGGACGAGAUGGGGGCUAUGAGUAUGGAAGAGGUUUCGAUGGAGGAAUAUAAUGAGGUGCAGACUACGUUAAAUAAGGCGCUCCACGGAGAGGCUAUAACAACCUGGCCUUUGACAGGGGAUGUAAGGGAAAGCACAAUUGACACCCUAAUGAACGACAUUGAGUUCAUGCAACUGUUUCGGAAACUAAUGAGCGUGGCCUUGUACCGUACCGUCACGGUGACCCACUUUAUCAAAACUCUUUUUCUAGCCCAGUGCGAGGAAACAAAAACGCGAAAGAUUUACCCUUUUCCCACGACAGCGAUUGAUAAACGCAAUGUCAUCCGAGUGUUUGACUCCUACAUUCCUACUCUUCCAAACAAUUUGCGACUAUCCGCUCUUAAUCAGUCCACAAUAUUUUUACGAUGGAAGAAUGACAGACAAGUCCCAAAUUCUCUUAUCUAUGAGAUUCAAGUUACGGGGCCUCAAAACAAAAGUUCAAGUGUGUCUGCCGCGCAACAGAAGCUAGUUGUCAAUGGUUUGAGUCCAUACUCAAAAUAUUUUGUUCGUCUCACUCCUCGUGACCCGAUUGGUCUCGGGCCAGUUAGCUUAAAUGGCAGUGUCUGCACGAAACCCGGUACCCCCACAGCAGCGCCAAAUAUCACCCUUACCUCUUUCACCAAUACCUCUGCUACUUUUAACCUCUCAGCCGGCGAUAUUACUCCCCUUAGUGACAAUUCCUUUUCCUGUCCGGGGUCCUACAAACCACCCGAGCACCUUUUCGGCCCUUUCUUUGGUUUUCGACUAGCCUUGGAGAUGCUGUUCUUUCGAAAAACCAUCAAUGUCACACUAAUCAAUAACCAAACCGAGUCCUACACCGUGGAGCAACUGUUGCCAUACACGUCUUAUCGUGUAAAUGUGUCUAUUUAUAACGGUCGAACGUUCGGACCUCCAUCGGUCCUUAAUUUCACGACGCGAGAGGGUCUACCCGACCCUCCUCUACUCCAAGUGGAAUCUCGUUCCAUAGACUCCCUUCGAGUCAGCCUCACUUCUUCCGACAACCGCGGUGUCGUGUUGGGCUAUCUCAUCAAGUGGACAGAAUGCAGUAACUCAUCGACAGUGGCGUCAGCGGAGACGGAGGAGACGUACUUUGCCAUACAGGGGCUUCGGAAUGCCACUUGCUAUCAAAUGCAAGCUGCUGCGAGGACCAGUGUUGGGUUGGGUGAUUUUAGCCUCCUUACACAGGACUUUACUUCUUGCCCCGACUUCCCUCCGCCCACGUUGUUCAACAUCUCGGCCACAUUGGAAGGAAUCAAGGUUUCCUGGGUAUACGCCGACCCCCCAUCUUCCCCGGAUGGCAACCAUUGCUUCCUGGCCUGCAUGCAAUCCACCAUCUCAAGCAUCUGUGAGGAAGUCACCUUCAAUUCCACUUUCCGGGAUAAUGGAAUUUUCUCGUACACCUUUCCCUUCCGUGGUGUGAAUCUUCUUGGGGGUCAAGAAAUCGUCCUCAAAUUUACUGUGCGGUCGGUCUGUCGGCCCCGCGACUGUAAAAUUGAUUGGCCUUGUCAGGCUCUCGGUGCCACCUCCAAUGUUCUCCAGCUCGAUCUGGAUCACCUAGCAGAAAUGUUUUCUCGACCGGCCGAAUUCGGUGAGUUGAGUGACAAAGCAAUCGGUGGGAUUAUUGGUGCCGUCUUCGCAAUUUUCCUCAUGCUUUGCUGUGUUGGGGCGCUCUCCAUUUUCUACUGUCGUUCCUCGCGGGUCUACAAGCGUCGCGGCGUGGUUGGUAGCCUGGGAGACGACUUUGGUAUGGGCUGCGGAGGUGGCGAUCGGACAGACGAUGCGCGUACCCCGCUGGUCACACCGAAGAUGCGUAGCUUCGAGGACAGUCCGUACAAGCCCAUUCCAGCCGAGCGACUGGCGCAACACGUGGCCAGCUAUCAUGUGGACGAUGAUGCAGGCUAUCAGGCGGAGUUUGAGGCGAUUGAACAAAGUGUCCGCACCAGCUGGCCAACGUCGGUCGCUCGUCUGCCGGAUAACAUGGCCAAGAAUCGCUACACCAACGUUUUCCCCUUGAUCCGGGAAUUCUUCGCUCUCCUUAUUCACGGCUAUGGUCAGUUGGAAUUCUCUGCUGCUUCCUUUGCCUUUCGCGCCCAUCCCGAAUUCGUACGUCGAUGGGGCUGA